AUGCAGGUGAGGAAGGACAAGAGAAGGCGUGUAUCCAAAGAAGAAAAACUCCAUUGCAGUGCCACUCCCAGAAAAAGCAUUCAAGGGCUGAUAGAUGAUCAAUUCCAAGUGUUAGUUAGACUAGAGGAUAUUGUAAAUGCAGAUGCAGAUGCAGAUGCAGACGCAGACGCAGGCCCCAAAUCUGAUUCACGACGUGUCGGUCAGACACUGCCAUUGACAAUGCAUCCAAUCGGCAUCCCCAAAUCCGCCGCGAAGCCUUUAGAAAACUCUAUUGUUGAUCCCUCACAUGCUGUACCGUGCUCUGAUCCAUCCACCAGCAAAGAGAGGCGACAAACCGUCGGUCUGCAGGCAUAA
Messenger RNA from Fusarium graminearum PH-1, 354 nucleotides. RefSeq lists its product as uncharacterized. The transcript has 2 exons. Lineage: Eukaryota; Fungi; Ascomycota; Sordariomycetes; Hypocreales; Nectriaceae. The coding region runs from base 1 to 354 and encodes 117 amino acids. The record is from RefSeq and is a predicted model, not a curated record.